AUGGGCCAACAACAGAGUCAAGAUAUUGGCGAGAUGCCAAAGCUGAAACCGGGAGGACGAAGGCGGGGCCGGAGAAAUAUGGGCCAAAAAAUGAGUUCCUUCGUUCGCAGCAAUAGUAGUCGAUUCAACGUUCAUGGUGAUGACGAAGUUGAGCAUCUUGACGAAAAGAUUAAAAUAUACAAAAAGGAACUAGAAAGACUCGUGGCGUUUGGCGAAGCCAAGCAACAAGAGCACCAUGCGGAAUUAGGCAAAAUGGACAAUGAACUUUAUAGGAAACGGGUGGAGUUGCACCGAUUGGGAGAAAGUGCCAAGGUUUUCUUUACCUUUUGGGAUUAUGUCAAGAUUGUCCAACGGGCUACGCCUACUGUAUGGUCUCCUGAAACAAUGACGUUCAUUGAAUCUGAAUCGGAUACCAGUGAAAGUAGCUAUACGACAGAUGAUCUUACGCCUGUUCCACCUUCACCAAAGGCGCCACGAGGCAAAUCACCUAGAACGAGAACAAAGAAAUCACCAGGCAGGCCCAAACGAAAAGAAAGUUUGCGAAAAAAGAGGCAGUUUUCUCGAAAAGAGGAAAAGAGAGGGAUGAUAAUUUCCCGGUCAUCAACGGACAUGACCUUUACUAUUUUUGGAUUCUUUGAGGCGUACCUCCUGCGACGAUUGCAUUUGGCUUUGCUCCUAAAGAAUCAAUCGACCAUGCAACGUCAUCGAUGGAACGAUAUCAUUGUAUACUGUUAUGAUGAAAUUCCGGCUACCAAACGUGAUACAGAACAAGCCAAAGCAUGGUUAGACUACCUGAAAACUGUCACGCCGAACUAUAAAAAGCAACUGAAAGAAACUUUUGAGCACUUUCUCGCGUUGCAGGAUAAACUCAUGUAUCAAUUGCGUGCUCCAGAAGAUAGGCCGAAGGAACUUGAGGCGCAAAAUGCGUUCCAUACCAUUGAAGAAGCACCUCUUGAUGAUGAAAUCACAAGAACCCUUCCAACGAUUACUCAAACAAGCAGUGGGACAAUCGACUUUGAGGACCAAGAUGAUGCUCCGACAAGCGCAUUCUCCUACAAAAUACCGGCCGAAGAAGCAGCUCUCCCUUCAGCUCCACCACCACAAGUUGAGGGUCGCAUUUAUGCUACUUCGGAAUUUAAUACUGGUACAACGGGCAUGACGCCGGAAGUACGAAGUCGCAAAUCCAAAACCAAACCCAGAAAGCGCAAGAGUGGCAAUUUGAAGGUGUCCGCCCAUAACAGAGUUUUUGAGUCAAAAUCAGGUUCCAGUGACUCUGGUUCUGACUUUGGUUCUUCCGAUGAUGAUUUGGGAGACAAUUCGGGAAAGGAAAAGGAAAAGGCUGCGAAAAAUAAUGAUGUAAAGGAAAAGGACACAGGUAAAAGACGAUCCAAAUGGAGCAUGUCCUGGAAGGUUCCGGCAUUGGACUCUGAUUCGGACCAUGCCUCGGGAGAUGAAUUGAAAAUGAGCGCAGACAAUUCUGCGGUCGGGAACGAGUACGGUAGGCUUUCGAUGCGUGACGACGAUGAUAACGAUGAUGACCGCUUUGAUUUUGUCUCUCAAGAAGCAAACCAACAACCGAUGGCAUCAUCGGCAUUGGCAGGCGGGGCAUCAAUGAUGCUUAUGCAGAAAUCCAUUCGUGCUCAGCAGACGCAAUCCAAGCCCGAUUCUCAGCAACAUUUUCAGCUUAAUACUGCCGGAAGUGACGAUGCAGUCGAUGCGUAA
Molecule: messenger RNA, 1722 nt
Organism: Cylindrotheca closterium
Lineage: Eukaryota; Bacillariophyta; Bacillariophyceae; Bacillariales; Bacillariaceae
Source: the annotation of a GenBank genome assembly